AUGAAUCUCCAGUUGGAGUCGCGCUUCUCGGAGGAGCCUGCCAUUGAAGCUGCUGCAAGUUUGCUAUCCCUCAAGGCUGUGUUCUCACGUUCCAUUGCAUCCGCUUCUUCGAUAGCCGGAACGCUUUCUUGCCAUGUAGAUCUUUAUUCCGAUGAUACUGAGAAUGGAUUUGACGAGCUUCUGAAGCGUUCCGAUAUUCGGGCAGUAGUUGUGUCACUACCUAUUGGACACCAGUCUCGAUUCAUCAGAGCGGCUCUCUUGGCCGGUAAACAUGUUCUUUCCGAGAAGCCAGUUGCUGAAACCCUCGAGGAGGCAAAGGAGCUCAUCCAGUGGUAUCGUACUGAAAUCAAGGGCCCAACAUGGACUGUUGCAGAGAAUUGGAGAUUCCUAAAGAGUUAUGAAUAUGCGGCUGAACAGAUUAAGAGUCUGGGCAAGAUCACUGGGUUCCAAGGUCGUCAGCAUGGCAUGGUUCCUGAAAAUUGGAAAUUCAAUCUCACUGAAUGGCGACGUAACCCUACGCAUCAAGGUGGCUAUCUUCUUGAUGGUGGUGUACACUAUGUGGCAGGGCUCCGAUUGUUGUUGGGUGAAGAGCCUGGUAAUCAAAUUGCCUCGAUAUCAGCUUUCACAAAUCAAAUUCAGCCUUACCUUCCCCCCGUUGAUACGGCUGAUGCGAUUUUAAAGACUACAUCGGGCGCGACUGGUGUCUUCCAGAUCUCGCGGGGCACCUCAUUGCGGGCAAAUGAAUGGACCAUAUCAUGCUCUAAUGGAUGGAUCAAAAUUGAGAACGAAAAGGUGACAAUCUCCCGCAAUAGCCAAAUUGAAGUUGUCACCAUCACAAAUGAGAGGACCGGGGUGCCACCUGAGAUUCGAGCUUGGGGGCAGAGUCUCUUGGAGGGAAAAGCACGUUCAGAUCAGGAGCCCGAGACUGCUUUGGCAGAUCUUGAAUUGAUUGAGCUUAUGCUUAAGAGUGGAAGCCGUGGUGGAGUGCCUCUUGUAUGUAGCCACCAGAAUGUUGCCAAAUAG
Penicillium malachiteum is the source of this 1023-nucleotide messenger RNA. Its product is annotated as Gfo/Idh/MocA family protein. The record is from RefSeq and is a predicted model, not a curated record. The coding region runs from base 1 to 1023 and encodes 340 amino acids. Gene Ontology annotation, biological process: NADPH regeneration. The transcript is spliced from 5 exons. Gene Ontology annotation, cellular component: cytoplasm. Lineage: Eukaryota; Fungi; Ascomycota; Eurotiomycetes; Eurotiales; Aspergillaceae. Gene Ontology annotation, molecular function: nucleotide binding; oxidoreductase activity.